Molecule: messenger RNA, 1333 nt
Organism: Spinacia oleracea (spinach)
Lineage: Eukaryota; Viridiplantae; Streptophyta; Magnoliopsida; Caryophyllales; Amaranthaceae
Exons: 9
Coding region: 159-989 (276 amino acids)
Cellular component (GO): nucleus
Molecular function (GO): histone H4 acetyltransferase activity; histone H2A acetyltransferase activity; protein N-terminal-serine acetyltransferase activity
Source: RefSeq, a predicted model, not a curated record
UGGGAAAGCUUUUAGUUUAGCGUUUUCUGUGUUUCCGUUUUUUUUUUUUACAUUUUCGCCUUCCUCCAAAGUUCUCCUUCUCCGGUGCUCUCUCUAUCUCAGCAAGACAGCAAGUGGCCUAAAAUGGGAAAUGCAGUUUCGGCACGCCGUAAGUAAAAAUGGAGGGAGUGGCGGAGAGAACAACCAAAAGGAAACAGAUUUUAGAGAAGAAGAAAGUUGUUGAUGGGUUGAUCAGGGCUGCUUCUUCACUCAAAAACCCUCUUGCUCCUUUUUCCGAAUUCCUCAAUUAUAAUCUCCAAGGUCUCUGUUUGAGCUUGGAGGGAGGACAUGGAGCCAAGUUAUCGCGUUCCUUGAAGCAGUAUGUUCUGAAUCUGGUUAAGCAAAACAUGCAGCAACAUUAUGGAGAUGAGUGGCCCAAAGAAGAGAAAGUGAAAUGUCGAGAUAUGGUUGCUCCAGAGGCGCGCUACAUAUUUGUAUAUGAAGUUCCAACUCUGGUUAGCAGUACUGAGAAGAGAUUGAUGCCUACAAAUGAGCACAAGAAUGAUGUUGUUGGGUUUGUGCACUACCGUUUUAUAACAGAGGAGGAGCUUCCAGUUCUCUAUGUAUAUGAAUUGCAACUUGAGCCACGCAUACAAGGCAAAGGACUUGGGAAGUUCUUGAUGCAACUUCUAGAGCUGAUUGCUCGAAAGAAUUGUAUGGCUGCUAUAGUGCUUACAGUUCAGAAGGCAAACUUAUCAGCUAUGUUUUUCUACACCAGUAAGUUAGGUUAUUGUAUAUCAAGUAUGUCGCCAUCAAGAGUUGAUCCACUGGUAGGAUUACGUAAGAAUUAUGAGAUCCUUUGUAAAUCAUUUGAUCAGGAAGCUAAAAACAAGUUUGAGGUGCACCUUUUGAGUCCUGAACAAAAUACGUAUUGUGGUCAAUUCACUGGUUUCUUCAAAUCUCAGUUUGAGCUGAUCAAUGAUUUCUGGUCUUCUGGUGCAGUAAUCUGAUAUGGUUACUUGGUGUUGCUUAGCAAGAGUGGCGGCAGGGGCAGCGGCACUUACUACCAAGUUCACUGGGUUUUCACUAAUUUUUACUGAAGAUUUGAAGCUUUAGAUAUCGAGGCACUCGUUUAAUUCAAUGAAUAAAGUAUGGUAAAUAGCUCUAGAUAUUAGAUUAUACGGUGUUGAUUAGCCGGAAAAGGGAAUAGUGGUCAUCCCUAUACUAAUGCUGUAUAUACUUUACAAACUGCAAACUGAAAUCUGUGUUCAGAAAUCUGUGUUCUUCCAUCUUGUGCCGAAAUCUGUGUUCAGAAAUCUGUGUUUAUACAUAGCAAGAGUUUUCUUUUUGCUCA